ACACUCGGCAUCUUUUCUGGAGGCGCCUCCUUCAGCGGCUGCAGAUGGCAUCCGGCUGCGGGCUCGGGGCUCGCGAUUGAUUCUUGCCCCGGCCCACCUCGGAGCCACACGCGCGCCUCUUCCUUCUCCUCCCCUCGCGCGCCCCUGGGUCUGAGCCCAGCUGGCGCUCGCCGGGCGGAAGCCAGCAGCAGUCUCGCGGCGGCCGAGGCUAAGCAGCAGCGCGUUAGCUCUCUGACCUAGGAAGAAGCGUCCAUCCCGGGGAAGAGCCGAUCCCCGGCUGCCUCCAGCGGGCUUCCCCCCCUCCCCGCACCUCACCCCACUACCACCUUUUUGCACCCCCAAACCGGGCCCGGAGGGGGGGAGACUCUAAGGACCACCCGCCUUUUCCUCCCCAAGCGCAACCAUGCUGGACCCUUCGUCCAGCGAAGAGGAAUCCGAUGAGAUCGUGGAGGAGGAGAGCGGCAAGGAGGUGCUCGGCUCGGCCGCGUCCGGAGCGCGCCUCUCCCCCAGCCGCACGAGCGAAGGCUCGGCGGGCAGCGCCGGGCUGGGGGGCGGCGGCGGCGGCGGCGCCGGGGCCGGGGUGGGCGCCGGCGGCGGCGGGGGCAGCGGCGGGAGCGGCGGCGCCGGCGGCGGCGGGGCCGGGGGGCUGCAGCCCAGCAGCCGCGCCGGCGGCGGCCGGCCCUCCAGCCCCAGCCCGUCGGUGGUGAGCGAGAAGGAGAAGGAAGAGUUGGAGAGGUUGCAGAAGGAGGAAGAGGAGAGGAAGAAGAGGCUGCAGCUGUACGUGUUCGUGAUGCGCUGCAUCGCCUACCCCUUCAACGCCAAGCAGCCCACCGACAUGGCUCGCCGGCAGCAGAAGAUCAGCAAACAGCAACUUCAGACAGUCAAGGACCGGUUUCAGGCUUUCCUCAAUGGGGAGACUCAGAUUGUGGCUGAUGAAGCCUUUAUGAAUGCUGUCCAGAGCUACUAUGAGGUGUUCUUGAAGAGUGACCGCGUGGCCCGCAUGGUGCAGAGUGGGGGCUGUUCGGCCAAUGACUCACGCGAGGUCUUCAAGAAGCACAUUGAGAAGAGGGUACGCAGCUUGCCCGAGAUCGAUGGCCUGAGCAAGGAGACCGUGCUGAGCUCCUGGAUGGCCAAGUUUGAUGCCAUCUACCGUGGAGAAGAGGACCCCAGGAAGCAGCAGGCCCGGAUGACAGCCAGCGCAGCCUCUGAGCUAAUUCUGAGCAAAGAGCAGCUCUACGAGAUGUUCCAGAACAUUCUUGGGAUCAAAAAGUUCGAACAUCAGCUCUUGUACAAUGCCUGUCAGCUGGACAAUCCAGAUGAGCAGGCAGCCCAGAUCAGACGAGAGCUGGAUGGACGUCUCCAAAUGGCAGACCAAAUAGCCAGGGAACGCAAAUUUCCAAAGUUUGUAUCCAAAGAAAUGGAAAACAUGUACAUUGAGGAACUGAAGUCCUCUGUUAACCUCCUCAUGGCCAACUUAGAGAGCAUGCCGGUGUCUAAGGGAGGAGAGUUCAAGCUGCAGAAACUUAAACGCAGCCACAACGCAUCCAUCAUCGACAUGGGUGAGGAGAGUGAGAAUCAGCUCUCCAAGUCAGACGUCGUGCUGUCCUUCUCCUUAGAGGUGGUGAUCAUGGAGGUCCAAGGACUCAAAUCCUUGGCUCCAAACCGUAUUGUGUAUUGCACGAUGGAGGUGGAAGGAGGAGAGAAACUCCAGACUGAUCAAGCAGAGGCUUCAAAACCAACUUGGGGUACACAGGGUGACUUCUCCACGACCCACGCACUGCCAGCUGUGAAGGUGAAGCUCUUCACAGAAAGUACAGGUGUCCUGGCAUUGGAGGACAAGGAGCUUGGGCGGGUGAUUCUUCAUCCCACUCCAAACAGUCCCAAACAGUCUGAGUGGCACAAAAUGACUGUCUCUAAAAACUGCCCAGAUCAAGAUCUCAAAAUCAAACUUGCCGUCCGAAUGGAUAAACCUCAGAAUAUGAAGCAUUCUGGGUACUUGUGGGCCAUCGGUAAGAACGUCUGGAAGAGAUGGAAGAAGCGGUUUUUUGUGUUGGUGCAGGUCAGUCAGUACACAUUUGCUAUGUGCAGCUACCGUGAGAAGAAAGCGGAGCCUCAGGAGCUCCUACAACUGGAUGGCUAUACUGUGGACUACACGGACCCCCAGCCAGGUUUGGAGGGUGGCAGGGCCUUCUUCAAUGCUGUCAAAGAGGGAGACACAGUGAUAUUCGCAAGUGAUGAUGAACAAGAUCGCAUCUUGUGGGUCCAAGCUAUGUACCGGGCCACUGGACAGUCACACAAACCCGUACCACCGACCCAGGUCCAGAAGCUCAAUGCCAAGGGAGGAAAUGUGCCUCAGCUGGAUGCCCCCAUCUCGCAAUUUUACGCAGAUAGAGCUCAAAAACAUGGCAUGGAUGAAUUUAUCUCUUCCAACCCCUGUAACUUUGACCACGCUUCCCUCUUUGAGAUGGUACAACGCCUGACUUUGGAUCACAGACUUAAUGAUUCCUAUUCUUGCCUGGGCUGGUUCAGUCCCGGCCAGGUGUUCGUAUUAGAUGAGUAUUGUGCCCGGAAUGGAGUCCGAGGGUGUCACCGACAUCUCUGCUACCUCAGAGACUUGCUGGAACGGGCAGAAAAUGGCGCCAUGAUCGACCCCACCCUCCUUCACUACAGCUUUGCCUUCUGUGCAUCCCAUGUCCAUGGGAAUAGGCCUGAUGGGAUUGGAACAGUGACUGUUGAAGAAAAGGAACGCUUUGAAGAAAUCAAGGAGAGACUCCGAGUUCUGUUGGAAAAUCAGAUUACUCAUUUUAGGUAUUGCUUUCCAUUUGGUCGGCCGGAAGGUGCUUUAAAAGCUACUCUCUCACUCUUGGAAAGGGUUUUGAUGAAAGAUAUUGUUACCCCAGUGCCACAAGAGGAAGUAAAAACAGUCAUCCGCAAAUGCCUAGAGCAGGCUGCUCUGGUCAACUACUCACGCCUCUCUGAGUAUGCCAAAAUCGAAGGGAAAAAGAGAGAAAUGUAUGAGCAUCCUGUCUUCUGCUUGGCCUCCCAAGUGAUGGAUUUAACCAUUCAAAAUGUAGGCCGAUUAAUCACUCCUGCCAAAAAGCUCGAAGACACAAUACGUCUUGCUGAACUAGUCAUUGAAGUUCUUCAGCAAAAUGAGGAGCACCACGCAGAGGCCUUUGCAUGGUGGUCAGACUUAAUGGUGGAGCACGCGGAGACAUUUCUGUCACUCUUUGCUGUGGAUAUGGAUGCGGCGUUAGAGGUGCAACCCCCCGACACAUGGGACAGUUUCCCACUGUUUCAGCUGCUGAAUGACUUUCUCCGUACCGACUAUAAUUUGUGCAAUGGAAAAUUUCACAAACACCUGCAGGACCUGUUUGCCCCCCUUGUUGUUAGAUAUGUGGAUCUGAUGGAGUCCUCAAUUGCACAAUCCAUCCACAGGGGCUUUGAGCGGGAGUCAUGGGAACCAGUCAAGAGUUUAACCAGUAACCUACCCAAUGUGAACCUACCCAAUGUGAAUCUUCCCAAAGUACCAAAUCUACCAGUUAACAUCCCUCUAGGCAUCCCACAAAUGCCUACUUUUUCGGCACCGUCAUGGAUGGCUGCUAUUUAUGAUGCUGAUAACGGAUCAGGCACCUCUGAAGACCUAUUCUGGAAACUUGAUGCUCUUCAGACCUUCAUUAGGGACCUGCACUGGCCUGAGGAAGAAUUUGGAAAGCACCUAGAACAACGGCUCAAGUUGAUGGCAAGUGACAUGAUUGAAUCCUGUGUCAAAAGAACCAGGAUUGCAUUUGAAGUUAAGCUGCAAAAAACCAGUCGAUCAACAGAUUUUCGAGUCCCACAGUCAAUAUGCACCAUGUUUAAUGUUAUGGUUGAUGCCAAGGCUCAAUCAACAAAACUUUGCAGUAUGGAAAUGGGCCAAGAGCAUCAGUAUCAUUCAAAAAUAGACGAGUUGAUUGAAGAAACUGUUAAAGAAAUGAUAACACUCUUGGUGGCAAAGUUCGUAACUAUCUUGGAAGGCGUCCUGGCAAAACUAUCCAGAUACGAUGAAGGGACCUUGUUUUCUUCCUUUCUGUCGUUUACCGUGAAGGCUGCUUCCAAGUAUGUGGAUGUACCUAAACCUGGAAUGGACGUGGCCGAUGCCUACGUGACUUUCGUCCGCCACUCUCAGGAUGUCCUGCGUGAUAAGGUCAAUGAGGAGAUGUAUAUAGAAAGGUUAUUUGAUCAAUGGUACAACAGCUCCAUGAACAUCAUCUGUACCUGGUUGACGGACCGGAUGGAUCUACAGCUUCACAUAUACCAAUUGAAAACACUAAUUAGGAUGGUAAAGAAAACCUACAGAGAUUUCCGAUUGCAAGGAGUCCUGGAUUCUACCUUAAACAGCAAGACCUAUGAGACCAUCCGGAAUCGGCUCACCGUGGAGGAAGCCACAGCCUCAGUAAGCGAGGGCGGAGGCUUGCAAGGGAUCAGCAUGAAGGACAGCGAUGAGGAAGACGAAGAAGAUGAUUAGACUGUUCACUCCUAGAGCCCACUGGGAUGGAGUCUUGUAAUCAAUGCAUGUCCUUAGUCUGUUAGUUAACCCCAUUAGGGAAUUUUCUGUCAAUGACCAUGCCCAUGAGAUGUUUACCAAUACAAUUGCCAUUUUAGCUGUGUGGUACCAAGAUUAGCAAAUG
Molecule: messenger RNA, 4670 nt
Organism: Dipodomys spectabilis (banner-tailed kangaroo rat)
Lineage: Eukaryota; Metazoa; Chordata; Mammalia; Rodentia; Heteromyidae
Gene: Cadps
Product: calcium dependent secretion activator
Exons: 29
Coding region: 404-4507 (1367 amino acids)
Biological process (GO): dense core granule exocytosis; positive regulation of exocytosis; synaptic vesicle exocytosis
Cellular component (GO): glutamatergic synapse
Source: RefSeq, a predicted model, not a curated record